This is a messenger RNA of Oncorhynchus nerka (sockeye salmon), 5470 nucleotides long. Its product is annotated as formin-2-like. Gene Ontology annotation, biological process: intracellular transport; actin nucleation. Gene Ontology annotation, cellular component: nucleus; cytoplasm; endoplasmic reticulum membrane. Gene Ontology annotation, molecular function: microtubule binding. NCBI's taxonomy places the organism in Eukaryota, Metazoa, Chordata, Actinopteri, Salmoniformes, Salmonidae. The record is from RefSeq and is a predicted model, not a curated record.
GGCUAAUUGAAUGGGCGCGUCUUUCCAAAGGACUAUGUGGUGGCUGCAUGCUGGCGGUGAACGUUAACUUCACGGAGGCAACAUGAUACACCAUCACUGGGAGAACUGUCCCCAGCAUCAAGACUUCACCAUGCGCACCAUCCAGACUAUAGAAAACCACAUCCCUGUGCUGAGGGAGAGCAUUGUCAGGACUCCUUUCACAGGGAGAACUGUGUGCCUGUUCAAUACGAAUACAAACAGACACAAUCCCCAUCAGACUCCCCGUCACAGCCCUUAUAACAGCCAGACUCCCUGUCACAGCCCCUAUAACAGCCAGACUCCCCGUCACAGCCACAAUCCCCGUCAGACUCCCUGUCACAUCCCCUAUAAUGGCCACACUCCCGGGUGCACUCCCCUUCAAAGCCCCUGCCGCAGCCAGACUCCCUGCCGCAGCCCCUAUAACAGACACACUCUCCGCUAUAGUCCUUAUAACACCCGUUCUCCCCGCCAGACUCUCUGUCACAGCGACCACCUCUCCCUAGAGCCCAGCCAGUACCCAACUCCCCAGCCAUGGUUUUCUCUACCCCUGGCGAGGAGGCAGCCAGCGGAGACCUCUUCUACUGUUGUUUCUGAAGGCUGUUUCUCUUCCUCCUGCCCUGCUAGGCUCAGCACAUUAUGCAGAGCAGCAGAUGGAGAGGAGGAGAGUGAGACGGGAGAGAGCGAGCAGGCGCACGCGCAUGGAAAGAGGCUGCAGGGAGGAGGGGGAGAAGGGAAGCAGCGAGAAAUCGAGCAGGGAGGAGGGGGAGAAGAGAAGGGAGAUAUCACACUGGCGCAGGGAGGAGGAGAGCGAGAGCAGGCGUACGUAGUCUUCGCAUCAUCAUCAUCAGCAGUGCUCCUCUCAUCAUCGUCACGGGAAAGCAGCAUCACAGCCUCGCAGCAGCAGCUACGCAGACGACGGAGGAGCAGCAGAGAAAAUGGCAGCUGUUUUCAAAGACAUGGCCUGAGUCUCGGCGCCAGACUGAGGUGGAGGCUGAGAUUCAGCAUCAUGGGGAACCAGGAGGGGAAGCAGAAGAAGGGGAAAGAGGGGGACGGAUACGGACAGGACGCAGCGGAACAUACCACCGGGGAGCCCCGUCACGCUGACGGCACAAACAAAGGAUUUCACCACGGCAAGAAAUCACACGGAAAACAUGGCAAAGGAGGAGGAGAGGAGAAGAAGAAUAAGAAGGAGUCUAAAUCGUCUGUGUUCUCUAUCAGGAAGAGGAAGAAUCUAAAGGGGAAGGGAUCGACAGGGGGAUCCAGGGAGGAUGUGUUGUCGUCUCAGAACGAGCUGGACUCCGCUCACUCUGCUCACACCAAAACACCAGAUCUCUCUCUGUCAGCUGACGAGCUGGGCCAAUCUGACACCGAGGGACUAGCAGAGCCUGGUGAUGGGCAUGGUGCUAGGAGUCAUGGUUGUAUCACGGGGGAGAGCCGGCAGCCCACUGGGGAGAGCCGGCAGCCCACUGGGGAGAGCCGGCAGCCCACUGGGGAGAGCCGGCAGCCCACGGGGGCGACCGCGGACACUGUUCCAGACCAGCAGGGGGAGGUUGAACAGAGAAAGAGGAGCAGCUCUGGUUCAGACCCGGACAUCUAUAGCUUUCACUCAGCUGCAGAACAAGAGGACCUGCUAGCCGACAUCCAGCAGGCUAUUAGACUACAGCAGGGGGUGAUUAUCUCCACCGCUGAGCUGAGUGAAGAGCUGGGUUGGGGAGGAGGGUGGAGGAAACAGAGGUCUGACGAGGUUAUAACUACCCCCAGUCCCACUGAACAAACCCCUCCACCGGAGCCUCUCUCUGCCCCAGAGGCAGCCCCCGUCACUGGCCGGGAGAAUGGCCUGCUUUCUAAACCGUCUCUGGAUGGGGAGGAGGAGGAGGAGGAGGAGGAGGCGGUGGUGGAGGAGGAGGAGGAGGAGAGGGGAGCUACCACUGCUACAGAGGAACUCAACUGGGAGUUGAGAGGGGCUGAAACAGAACCAGCCCUUUGUGCCUCCUCUUUCUCUGGGACAAAGGAGCAGGAGGAGGAGCAGGCGGAGGAGGCAUUGAGCUGCCAGGAGGUUAACGGUAACACUCAGCCCCUCUCUCAGCCCCCCACUGCCCAGACGAACGGCCAUGUUACCAAGACAACCAGCGCUACCAGCUUCCCAGACCUCACAGCCUCCUUUGAGAGCGCUGUAGAGUCUCCUCUCAGAGAGGAGAAGGAGGUGUUGGAGGAGGUGGAGGAAGGGGAGGAGGAGGAGGAGGAGAAUGACCUGGACAUGCCUCCCCUGUCAGCCGAGAGCCUUAGUCACAGUGAUGCGACCACGAGCCACGAGGACAUAGACCUGAGCUCUGGCAAUGCCUCCGAGGAAGAGGGGAGGGUGGGGGACUGGGUGGGGGCAGGGGUGGGGGCUGCAGUCAGCGUUGAGUCCCUGGAGUGUCUUAGCAGGGGGGAUCUGAGGUGCUCUGAGCCUGCCGACGACCCUCUGAUCACCCAGAGAAGGAAGAGCAGCGUGUCCUUCUCCCCUUGGCCCUCUCAGGAGAGCCCUAGCCUGGCCAUGCGUCUCCUCAAGUCCACCCUGACCUCCACCCUUCCAUCCUACAACCACUCUUCCUCAGGCACCAGCCCCACAGUCAAACCCUACCCUCCCAUUUACCCGUCUUACGUCAAGACCACCACCAGGCAACUCUCUGGCUCCCCAGGCACCUCGCCCUCACGGAGCCCCUUGUUCCGCCAGCGCUGCCACGACCUGGGACACCGCACCGAGAAGUGGAGGGUUAGACGACAGCGCUCCCACAGCAUCGCAGGUCCCCUCAGCUGGUCCGCGGACUGGACCGAGGAGCUGGACAGGGAGCGCCCCAUCAAGGCAGGAUCAGCAGACUACCUGGAGGGGUACGGAGGGUCGGAGGACAGGCUGAGGGGGGGCAGUCAGCCCCUGUGUGCCACACGGAGAUCCUCCGCCGGACACGUGUCUACCUGUAGCUUCCACGACAUCUUCACCGGUCGUACUCUCCUAGAGAAGUUGUUCCUACAACAGGAAGAUGCCCAGCCGGAGGAAGCUGAGAAGCUGUGUUCUCGGAUUCUGGCCAUGGGUCUGUUACUACCCUUCACUGACUGCUUCAGAGACACAAUAGGAGGGUCCAACCCACAACUCGCUGCGCCAUGCAAGUUCCACCAAGACCAGCUGUACACGUGGGCAGCGGUCAGCCAGCCCCCCCACUCCAUGGAACACUUUGAGGGCCGGGCCCCCCUCCCUGGGCACCUGAAGACCCUGUGGCCCCCACCCAGACCUGUGGGAGACGAUAGACCAGGCCUCAUGUACACCGAGGAGGAACACCAGGCAGCCAUCUUGGGGCUGAAGAGACAUCAGAGAGAAGAAGUCGGCCAACUUCAGGAGGAGUCAGUGCUGAAAACAGUGAAGCUGAAAGAGGAGCACGUCAAUGUGAUCCAGCAGUUAGAACAGACCAUUGAGGACCUGCGGACUAAGAUAGCUGAGCUGGAGGAACAGCACCCCCUGCUGGACAGAGAUAUUAUUAGCAUUAAGGAGUCGGAGGCUGGUGUGGAGGGGGAUCUGUACCGGGAGGUCUGUCAUGUAGACCUACAGACUGAAGAGAGGAUGGUGAAGGAGGUCUGUCAUGUAGAUCUACAAACUGAGGAGAGGAUGGUGAAGGAGGUCUGUCAUGUAGACCUACAGACUGAGGAGAGGAUGGUGAAGGAGGUCUGUCAUGUAGACCAACAGACUGACUGUCUCCUGAGUUGUCUGGAGGCCAAGUCUGUCCAGACGUCGCCUAUGGAGGAAAGCUAUAAGUUUAAAGUGCCUUUACCGGACCAGAUGCCACCCUUGUUUGUGAACGAGGCUGGAGGAGAGUCCUCUUCGUCUUCCUCCUGUCCCCUGAAACUCCCCCCAGAACUGGCCCUGUCCCUACCCAUACCCUUCUCCCCCAAGGUCGCACCAGCAUUUGUCUGUACGUGCCAACAGCAGCAGAGUGGCAUUAAACCCCCACCCCCACCUCCUUUACCUGGUCACUCCAUGGCUCCUCCUCCUCCACCACCACCUCUACCAGGGAGUGCAAUGCCUCCACCACCUCCUCCACCUCCUCUACCAGGGGGUGCAAUGCCUCCACCACCUCCUCCACCUCCUCUACCAGGGGGUGCGAUGCCUCCACCACCUCCUCCACCUCCUCUACCAGGGGGUGCGAUGCCUCUACCACCUCCUCCACCUCCUCUACCAGGGGGUGCGAUGCCCCCUCCACCUCCUCUACCAGGGGGUGCGAUGCCCCCUCCACCUCCUCUACCAGGGGGUGCGAUGCCCCCACCACCCCCUCCUCUCCCUGGCAUGGGGAUGGCACCUCCACCGCCUCCCUUACCUGGGAUGAUAGGGAUGGGCCCUCCCCCACCCCCUCCACCAUUACCUGGGAUGGGAGGUCCUCCUCCUCCUCCUCCUGGCUGUGGCCCUCCUCCACCAUGUGCCCUGGGCUCCCUGGUCCCUCCGUUGCCCAUGGGACUGUAUGCUCUAGGCAUGGCCCAGGAGAAACCUCCCCGGAAAGGAGUGAUGGAGCCCCCCAGACCCAUGAAACCUCUCUACUGGACCAGGAUACAGCUCAACUCAGCUCAACACAAAAGAGAGGUGAGCACAUCGCUGGUCUGGGACAAGAUACAGGAGCCUGAUGUGAACUUUGAGGAGUUCGUAGAGCUGUUCUCCAAGACUGCUGUGAAGGAGAAGAAGAAACCCCUGUCAGAUACCAUCACCAAGUCUAAAGCCAAACAGGUGGUCAAAUUGCUGAACAACAAGCGUUCUCAGGCGGUGGGGAUUCUGAUGUCCAGUCUGCAUCUGGACAUGAAGGACAUCCAGCAUGCCAUCCUGAACCUGGACAAUACUGUGGUGGAUCUGGAGACUCUACAAGCCCUCUAUGAAAACAGAGCACAACAGGAUGAGAUGGAGAAAAUCGAUAAGCACAUCAAGUCAUCUAAAGACAAGGACAACGCCAAACCACUGGACAAACCUGAGCAGUUCCUGUUCCAGUUACAUCAGAUCCCCAACUUCUCAGGCCGGGUGUUCUGUAUCCUGUUUCAGUCCACCUUCUCUGAAUGGCUCUCCUCUAUCCUGCGCAAACUGGACAUCCUGCAGAGAGUGUGCACGACCUUGCAGAGUGGCCAGUGUGUGAUGCAGGUGCUGGGUCUGGUCCUGGCCUUUGGUAACUUCAUGAAUGGUGGCAACCGAACCAGAGGACAGGCUGACGGCUUUAACCUGGAUAUCCUGCCCAAGCUGAAGGAUGUGAAGAGCAGUGAUAACACACGGAGCCUGUUGUCCUACAUAGUGGCGUACUAUCUGAGGCACUUUGACGAGGACGCCGGCAGGGAGACGUGCCUCUUCCCUCUCCCUGAGCCCCAGGAUCUGUUCCAGGCUUCACAGAUGAAGUUUGAGGACUUUCAGAAGGAUCUGACCAGGCUGAAGAAGGACCUUCGAGCUUGA